AUGAGGACGGCUGUCCUCCUGGGCCGACUUUGUUUCAAGCGCGGACUCGGGCUCCGCCCGCGACUCGGCCGCCCAUGGCCUCGUCUCCCCAGCACCCCGAGACGGGGCCCGGUGAUCAGCGGGGUGGUGAUGGCCACUUUGGCGCCGAGCGCGUUUCUCAAGCUGGCAGAAGACGCAAGUGAUCAUGAAAUGACGGGGGAGAUGCAGAUGCUCGAAGCCUCGCGCAAAGAGAUCCGGAAAGUGGUUCCGGCGAACGCGCGAGGCCUCGCAAGGCUCGGCCAGUCGCUUUGGGUCUUCUGGUAUUGCUAUAUCUAUGAUCCCAUCGCGACGGGCUUUAGAUUCAUUCACCUUGCGGUUAUUUUCCUACCGGUUAUCGCCACGGUGCCAGCCAUAUGGGUGGGCCGACGACUUCAGAACCAGAACGGUACGCGGACGGGGACUCUGUGGUGGUAUCAGUUCUUGGUCAAGGCGAUGGAGCGCGCAGGUCCGGCUUUUAUCAAGCUCGGACAAUGGGCCGCCUCACGGACCGAUAUCUUCCCCCCCGAAAUGUGUAGUGUCAUGUCCUCGCUUCAUUCGAAUGCCCCCGCCCAUUCACUUCAUGACGCCAAACGAAUCAUCCGAAAAGCGUUUAACGGACUCCCCUUCGAUGAUAUUUUCGAAGAGUUUCAAGAGGAACCCCUCGGAGUCGGCGCAAUUGCGCAGGUGUACAAGGCGAAGCUGAAGCCGAGCCUGGCUGCCAGUAGCGAACAAGAGCUGGGCCUGGAACCAGAAACGCUGGGAUCCAAGGUGCGAAAGAAUGUCGAUGUGCUCGUGAAGAGCUCACCGCAGCGUGUACCGUCAUCCUACGUGGCGAUCAAAGUGCAGCACCCCCGGGUUGAGCAGAUGAUUCACCGAGACAUACGGAUCAUGUCAUUCUUCGCAUCGCUGAUAAAUGCCAUCCCCACCAUGCAUUGGCUGUCCUUCCCCGACGAGGUUCAGCAGUUUGGGGAGAUGAUGAAGCUGCAGCUGGACCUGCGCAUCGAGGCUACUAAUUUGGUUAUGUUCCGCGAGAAAUUCAAAUCCCGCUCCACCGCGUGGUUCCCCUACCCAUAUUUGGAAUACACCACGCGCGAGGUUUUGGUCGAAGAGUUCGCUCAGGGUAUUCCCUUGGCCACUUUCCUGGACAUCGGAGGGGGUGUUUAUCAGCAUGAGAUUGCCAACGAAGGGCUUGAUGCCUUUUUGCAUAUGCUCCUCAUCGACGAUUUCGUCCAUGCGGAUCUUCAUCCCGGGAAUAUCAUGGUUCGCUUCUACAAACCCAGCGAGUUGGAUCUGUCACUUCGCAAGCAUUCGCGCGCGACAGAUGCCCCGACCCGAGCAGAGGUCGAUGUGACCGAGGCGGUGCUUGCGCGGUUGCGCCCACAUCUCGGCCACGUUGAGGAGUGGAAUUUCGCUCUUGCGCAGCUAAAUGCGGAAGGGUAUCGGCCGCAGCUGAUCUUCAUUGACACCGGUCUUGUCACCCAACUCAACGAUACCAACCGGCGGAAUUUCUUGGAUUUGUUCCGGGCGAUUGCGGAAUUCGAUGGCUAUAGGGCAGGCCAGCUCAUGGUCGAGCGAUGCCGCACGCCCGCUGAGGUGAUCGAUCCCGAGGUUUUCGCAUUGAAGAUGCAGCACCUAGUUUUGAGCAUUAAGUCGCGGACUUUUGCUCUUGGUAAUGUCCGAAUCGGUGACGUUCUCAGUGAGGUCCUGACAAUGGUGCGAGGCCACCACGUCCGGUUCGAAGGGGAUUUCGUCAAUGUUGUCAUUUCCUGUCUUCUGCUCGAGGGCAUCGGGCGGAGUCUCGACCCGAACUUAGAUCUUUUCAAGAGUUCCCUUCCUAUUCUCCGACAGCUGGGCUCUGGCGGCUCCUUUUUGCAGUCAGUACGCUCGGGUGACACUUCGAUGCUCCGGGUCUGGGUCGGCUUGGAAGCUCGUGGGUUGCUGCAGGCCAGCAUUGAGAGUGUCGAGCAUUGUGUCAAGUAUGACCAGCUGUCGCCGAAUAUUUGA
Molecule: messenger RNA, 2022 nt
Organism: Penicillium alfredii
Lineage: Eukaryota; Fungi; Ascomycota; Eurotiomycetes; Eurotiales; Aspergillaceae
Product: ABC1 kinase family protein
Exons: 3
Coding region: 1-2022 (673 amino acids)
Cellular component (GO): mitochondrion
Source: RefSeq, a predicted model, not a curated record